Entamoeba histolytica HM-1:IMSS is the source of this 794-nucleotide messenger RNA. RefSeq names its product 40S ribosomal protein S2, putative. Bases 6 to 773 code for a protein of 255 amino acids. Gene Ontology annotation, cellular component: ribosome; cytosolic small ribosomal subunit. Lineage: Eukaryota; Evosea; Mastigamoebida; Endamoebidae. The record is from RefSeq and is a predicted model, not a curated record. Gene Ontology annotation, molecular function: structural constituent of ribosome; RNA binding. Gene Ontology annotation, biological process: translation. The transcript has a single exon.
CCGGAAUGGACGCCAAGCAACAACGUGGUGAAAAGAGACAAUUCGGAAAUAGAAGAGGAGGAAGAGGAGCACCAAGAGGAAGAGGAGCUAGAAAAGAUGGAGCCUCAGAUGGAUGGACACCAGUUACCAAGCUUGGAAGAUUAGUUAAAGACGGAAAGGUCAAGAGCAUUGACCAAAUCUUUGAAUUUGGUAUUAAAAUUAAGGAAUAUCAAAUUGUUGAUCAUCUUCUUCCAGGUCUUAAAGAAGAAGUUAUGACUAUGCAAUCAGUCCAAAAACAAACUUCUGCCGGUCAAAGAACCAGAUUAAAGGCAUAUGUUGCUAUUGGAGAUCACAACGGUCAUGCUGGACUUGGAGUUAAAUGUGCUAAAGAAGUUGCUGAAGCUAUUAAAGGAGCUAUGAUCCAAGCUAAAUUAGCUAUGGUUCCAGUUAGAAGAGGAUAUUGGGGAGCUACCAUUGGAGAAGUUCACACAGUUCCAUGCAAACUUACUGGUGCUUGUGGUUCAGUUCGUGUCAGACUUGUUCCAGCUCCAAGAGGAACUGGUAUUGUUGCAGCACCAACACCAAAGAAAUUCUUAAUUCUUGCAGGUAUUGAAGAUGUUUUCACUCAAACCACUGGACAUACUAAGACUCUUGGUAACUUUGUCAAAGCUACUUAUGAUGCUGUUAGACAAUCAUAUGGAUUCCAAACAAAAGACUUAUGGAAAGUUGGAGGAGUUAAACAAUCACCAAUGGACAAGUAUGCUAAAAUUCUUGCUGAAUCCAAGAAGAAUUAAAUUCUAAUCCUUUUUGUUCUA